AUGAUAAACCAAACUCAACUGCCAAACUACACCAUGCUCUCCGUUUCUCAGAGAGUGUAUUGGCACAACUGCGGUAGACAGUAUUCGCAUUAUUUCGAAUACUACACUUGCGAACAUGCUGAUUAUGGAGCAAUGAAAGAAGCUGUUGAGGAUUUCAUCAACGACAAACUGGAGACUUUGACUUAUGACACUUCUCCAAUGUCCAAUGAGACUCGCGCGUUCUACUGGUACGCGAAGGAGAACUUCGAGGAAAACUUGAAUCUUCUCAUGGACAUCUAUCUUCUCGACAGCAUGUGGCACUGGGGAGAGCACAUCGAAUCCGAACCCGUCGAGUACUACAUCAUGUUCAAAUACGGACCAUAUUAA
Messenger RNA from Caenorhabditis briggsae, 366 nucleotides. The transcript has 3 exons. Bases 1 to 366 code for a protein of 121 amino acids. The record is from RefSeq and is a predicted model, not a curated record. NCBI's taxonomy places the organism in Eukaryota, Metazoa, Nematoda, Chromadorea, Rhabditida, Rhabditidae.